AUGUGAUGAAUCUGUCCCGUUGAUCACUGCCCUUGUCGGGAAGGCUCCUACUCUUUCCCUACAUCCCCGUGUUCAUCCUGGUCAACCAGCCCAGCCAAAGCCCAAAGGUGGAUCAGGAUGUCCGGAGUAGCGGUGCUGGCAUCAGCUCUCUCCGCCGGGACGGCAUGGGAGAAGCUCUUCUCCUUCCUACGGGCAUUCACCUUGGUACCCUCAUCGUCGUCAUGGGUGGCCAUGGAUCUGGAGGACCUAAGGAAGCUGGAGAGAACCACACGACGGAUCCUGGCAACCCUGCACGACGCUGAGGAGCACUGGAACAUCCGGGAGGAAUCCACCAGUUUGCGGCUCAGGGAGCUCAAGGAGCUGGCGGAAGACAUCGAGGGCGUUGUUAAGGAGUAUGAGUAUCAAGCCGGCCGCUGUAAGAUGGAGGCCCUCAAACAAUCAACCAGAUAUCACUUCACCGGCAAGCGCAAGCGCCACGAGGAAAAUGAGACAGACUCCGGCGACACUGGUGUCGUACAGGUUCCAUAUGAGUUCCUUUCUCGAGUAACCAAAAUAACAGAGAGAUUUGACGAAAUCAAGCAUUUCUCAACCCAUUUCAGUUUAUCAGAGGAUGAUGGAGAGAGACUGCUCACUCCUGAUGUCAGUAGUCUGAGGCAUACCACCUCUUGUGUACUUGAGAAGGGGAUUCUGGGGCGAAACAAAGAUAUAGAUAUAAUUGUGGAGAAAAUACUGUCUGGGGAAGGGGAAAAUAAUGGAGGAAGGCAUGUAUCCGUCAUGGCAAUUGUUGGUACCGGAGGAUUAGGCAAGACAACGCUAGCACAACUUGUGUACAACGACCCGAGAGUGCGCCAGUCAUUUGACAACCAUGCUUGGGUUUAUGUGUCUGAGAAUUUCGAUGUCAGUACAAUAACAAGGGACAUCAUCAAUUCAUUAACGCAAGGGGCAUGCGAUUUUACAGAACUUUCUGACCUCCAGGAGAAACUGGCCGAUGAGAUGAAGGAUAAGAGAAUUCUACUUGUGUUGGAUGAUGUACAGAAUGAGCGGGGAGACUGCUGGGAAUCAUUGUGUCUGCCUAUGUGUUUUGCAAGGAUUUGUAAAAUCAUAUUAACCUCUCGGAGCGAGGAAGUUGCCAGACUAGUGCAGACAAUGCCUUCCCAUCGCCCAAGCUGCUUAAGUAUUGAUGAGAGCUGGUCCUUGUUCAACCAAGUAGUAUUUCCUGAUCAAGCGUUUGACGCUCCAGCAAAUCUGAUUGAGAUUGGGAAGAACAUUGUUAAAAGAUGUCAGGGAUUGCCGUUAGUAAUUAAGACACUAGGAAGCAUGUUACGCCAUGAAACAGAUGAAGAUAAAUGGGUAGAUGUCUUGGAAAAUGAGCUGUCGCACUUGGAAAAAUCACAUUACGAAGUUUACCAUCAUUAGAGUUGACUUACAAGCACAAGACCAUAUUACAUAUACUAAGGUGCUGCAUCAUUUUCUUUUCUAACUACUGUUUCCAAAAUGUAGGUUCACUUCCUAAGUUGAUGGUGUUAUCAAAAGGAUUUCGCUUUGUGCAAUGUGAUAGAGAAUAAAAUUGGACAUGUGUAUAUCAAUGAUUUAGUUCAGUCAUCCAUCUUGUUCCAUGCCUACAGUGAAUACUACUAGCUGACAUGAUCUUAGAUGAUUUGAAAGAAGUGCAUCAACUGAUGGAAUUCUGCAAAA
This is a messenger RNA of Panicum virgatum (switchgrass), 1695 nucleotides long. Its product is annotated as putative disease resistance protein RGA4. Gene Ontology annotation, molecular function: ADP binding. The transcript has 2 exons. The record is from RefSeq and is a predicted model, not a curated record. Bases 118 to 1416 code for a protein of 432 amino acids. Gene Ontology annotation, biological process: defense response to other organism. Lineage: Eukaryota; Viridiplantae; Streptophyta; Magnoliopsida; Poales; Poaceae.